This is a messenger RNA of Colletotrichum tamarilloi, 5631 nucleotides long. RefSeq lists its product as uncharacterized. The transcript has 7 exons. Bases 1 to 5631 code for a protein of 1876 amino acids. Lineage: Eukaryota; Fungi; Ascomycota; Sordariomycetes; Glomerellales; Glomerellaceae. Gene Ontology annotation, molecular function: protein binding. The record is from RefSeq and is a predicted model, not a curated record.
AUGUCUAUCCGCCGCACGGGAACGAGAAGGGUGCCUCACGGCGCCCCUGGGGCUCCGAAGCCCAAGACGACGUAUCAGACGGUUCAGCAGGGCUUCAGGGAACUGUACAAUCCUCAGAAGGAGACUGGGUCUGCCAUUGAUGUUGAUGUUAUCUUUGUGCCUGGAUUAGGUGCCCAUCCGGAGGACAGCUGGAAGUCGGAAGCCGGUUUCAACUGGGCAACCGGAAUCUAUGAGGGUGUCACGAAAAACUCGUCUGAAUCUACCAGCAAAAAGGAUGGUCUGGCGAGGGACUUCCCCAAGGCUCGCAUACUUUUGUACCAGUAUGAAUCAGCAUGGGUUGGGGAUCUCAAAGUCAAGACUUUCUUGAGAGACAUUGCCAAAUCAAUGUUGGAAGGGCUGCAAGCGAAUCGUGAAAAAAUAAGAGAUCGCCCCAUUGUCUUUAUCGGACACAGCAUGGGAGGUCUGGUUAUUGCCAAGGCUAUCACACUUGCAGCAGAAACAUACAGGGAAAUCUUCCCAAGGCUGUUUGAGUGCAUCGCUGGAUGCGCCUUCUUUGGAACGCCGUUCGGCGGUGCUCAAGUUGCCGCCAUCGCCUCCAUGCUGGGUAGUAUCGGCGAACAACUCGGGUACACCAAGUCGUCGGCGUUGGUAGAUAUGAUGAAGCCCGGAGACGAGAGCUUGAACGAGCUCCGAGGCGACUUGCUGCGGUUAGCUGCCAAAAUGAGCCCGCACGUCCAGCUCUUUUGCUUCUACGAGAAUCACCCAACGGACUUUACUCAAGCAAAGCUAGGCCCAACCAUGUCGAAAAUCGCAAAGACGGUCGUUUCCAAGAAGCUGCAAGACUUCGUGUCCAGAGAGUCGGCGACAUUACCUGGAAUCCAGGAAAUGGGUCUUGCCGCCAACCAUCGAGAUCUUGUAAAGUUUAGCGACUUCAAGGACCCCCGGUACCAACUCGUCAGAGAGCCGCUUAAGAGACUCAUUCAUGGCGCCAACCUGGUCGCCAAAAACAGACUCAACUCAACCCGUGGAAUCGAGCCAGAGGUUGUCAACAAUGUCAUGGAGUUGCUGAACGGCGGUCAAGUCUCGAAGAAGCGCAAAAUGCUUGCGCCUCAGUUCCCACCAUCGAUCUGGAUUCCCAAGGCGGAGGCAUACUUGGAGUGGUUGAAAGAGGACCACGAAGCGGGGAGCGCGACACAAAAGCACAGAGGACAGGCACUGUACGUCCGCGGUCCAGAGGGAAGAGGAAAGACGCGAGCGACUAUGGCGGCCCUCCAGGACAUCGACAACAUCAUCUCAGCCGACGAAAAGGUGAACCACGGGCGAGGAGCCGCCCUCGUUGCGUACUUCUUCUGCGACCCGUCUUCGGACUUUUUGACUGCUGAGGACUUGCUGAAGUCGCUGGUGCGGCAGCUCAUCGGCCAGCAAGCCACCUUGUCUGUGUACGCGAAGCACUUUGUGAAGAAGAAGGGCGAAGAUUCGUCAAAAACUUCGGCGAAUCUCACAGUGGAGAACCUGUGGCAGACUCUUCAGGAUAUUCUCACAGACGAGUUUAUCGGUCGCAGAGUCUACUUCGUCAUCAACAACUUGCACGUUCUGCCUGAAGAUGCCGAGUCAACUGUCAAGUUGAUGCGGUUCCUCAACGCCGAGCUGCAAGAACUCAAGACAGAGGACGACAAGCGAGUGCCUACCAGAUGGUUUCUCACAAGCCGGGAAGUCCAUCACGUGGAAGACUCGUUGAAGGUGGACGGAAUCCAACUCAUCGAUCUCGAGGAUGACAAGUACUGCGACCAGGUUCAGCGGGAGCUGCGCAAGGCGGCACAGGAGAAGGUGCAAAAACUCGGCGAGGACAAGAAUUACAACAAGGCGCUCACAUACUAUGCGAGCAGUCUAAUUGGUAAGAGGGCAUCCAACAGUCAAUGGAUCAAGCUUUCCUGCAUGCAGCUUGCGGAGCUCCCUAAAGCAGAAAGUGAUCUCAAGAUUAGACACAUGCUUGAGGGUAUGCCUCAGGAGCUCAAGGCUCUCUUGGACGCUGCGUGGGCGCAAAUCUUUCAAUCAAACGAAAAGGAGACCGACAAGAUAAAGGAGCUGCUGCGGACACUCGUUUUGACGUUUGAAGAGCCUACCGAGGAUGAGCUUGUUGUUUUGGCGGGCUUUCCUGCCACAGAAUCAGGAAAGGCUGAGCUUCAAGAUUUGGUGAAGAAGUGCAGGCCGUUGUUGACGGUGACGAGAAGCGGCAAGUCUGAAAAUACCAUUGGCUUCAUGGACAGGGUCGUCAAAGAACAUCUCCUGGAAAAGGAGACGUCCAGAAAGACGCUUGGCAUGUCGAAUGACGAAAACAAGUGGCAGCAAGGCAUCAUUGCGCUCCGGUGCUUGGCUCACAUCAAGGAAGCGUUCAACUUUCCUGAGGAAGUGAAGCUUGUUGUUGAGGAGGGUCAGGAGGAAAACGAAGAGGCAGAGACCCAGUCUGCCAAGGACGAGGACGAGGAGGGUGAAGUAUCCGAAGCAGAUGGGGAGGAGAGCGCCGCUACUGAGUCUGAGCAAGACGAUUCGGACAGCGACACGGACUGGGACGACGAUGAAUCCACCUACGGCUAUCAAGACGACGAGGCCGAAGAGGCGAGAAUACUGGCCGAGAAGGUACUACCCUACCCCAUCAAGCACUGGCUGCACCACGCCAGCAGAGCUACACUGGAGAUCGCGGAGGAUCUCAGCGAGGAUGAGUUUUGGAAGAAGCCGGAGUCUUUGAUUAGGUACCGGUGGCUCGUCGUCUACAUGUCCAUGACGAAAGUGCUCGAUGGCUUUGAAGCCAAGGAGUUGACUGCUUUGCAUAUCGCCGCUGCGGUCGGAUUCAAGCAGCUUGUCUCCGCGCUCAUCCAGAACGGCCAUGAGCACGAGAUCAACAAGAGGGACAAUCUCGUCAAUACCCCUCUUCAUUUCGCCGCAUACAUAGGCAGACCAAACAUCGUGGACGAGCUUCUCAAAAGAGGCGCCAGUAUCGACGAUGGUAUCGAUAUCGGCGAGCAGACUCCGCUACACAUGGCGGCAUUUGCUGGCCACGUCAAAGUCAUGGAAAAGCUCAUCAAGAGGGGCGCAAAUGCCAACGCCAUUGCCAGUGAUGUCGGCCCAGUCAUGAAUGCCGCCAUUUCUUCCGGUAGUCCAGAUGCCGUCAAGCUACUUGUCGAGAAGCAGGUUUCGCUAGCCGUCGAGGACGAUAACAUUGACUCGCCUCUGGCGUUGGCUGGUCUCCACGCAGACCUGUCCAUGUUUGAAUAUCUCACGCAAACCUACGCUGACAAGCUCCCGGCCAAAGAGUUUGACAAGGCCUUCAUCAAGGCUGCCGUUUCUGGCAGGGUGGACGUGUUCAACAAGUUACUGACUUACUCUCACCCCCAAGAGUGCUUCCAGACUGCGCUGAAGGUGGCGGCAGAGGAGGAGAACUGGGACAUUGUCAUGAUACUUCUGGAGCAGCGCAGAGGUCUCGACUGCAGCGAUCUCUUCCUUAGUGCGGCAACUACGGCGGAGCAUCAAGACAAAGUCUUGGAGGCUGUCUGGAAAUAUACCAACGGGAACAUCAGACCGGAGAUUCUCAAUGAGAGUCUAUAUGAGGCUACUGAUCUCGAGAAGGAGUCUACAGUCAGGUUGCUGAUUGAUGACUUCAAAGUCAAUCCUAACGCCACUGGAGAAUAUUAUGGAACCGCCUUGACUGCCGCAGCAUAUGAUGGCACCCUCGCCAUCGUCAAAUUGCUCCUGGACAGAGGUGCUGAUGUUGACGCACCAAACGGGUGGGCUAUCCAGGCCGCUGCUGCGGAGGGCCAUUACGACGUGGUCAAAGAGCUUCUCAACCGAGGUGCCGACGUCAAUGAUCUUACCACAAACGAGAACUUCCCACAAGGAACGGCUCUACAGGUCGCUUGCGAAUCGGGUAAGGUGGAAAUUGUCACACUCCUGCUUGAGCGUGGUGCCAACCCCGACCUCGGCACUGGAGAAGAUACCUGCCCGAUCAUCGCCGCUGCCAUGAAAGGAGAACAGGCGAUUCUCGAGCUCCUUGUCAAAGCCAAGGCCGAAGUCAACGUCUUUGGAGGCUGGGACAAUUCGACAGUCUUGAUCAACGCCGUCAUCAACCUUCCGGUCGAGUCACUGCGCGUUCUUGUGGAUGCGGGUGCCGACGUCAACCUGGCUGACCAAGAGGCCGACACACCCUUAAUUGUGGCCGCUCGGGAAGGAGAUGCGGACAGCGUGAGGUUCCUCUUGGAUAAUGGCGCCGACAUCUUCCACGUCAACGAGGACAACGAGAAUGCCCUUCAAUCAGCCAUACAGUACGGAGACGACGAAGACUGUACAGCAGUGCUCGUGGAACGUGUCUCGGAACUCAUGGCGGCUUUGAGCAAGGCCAUGAAGAAUGGUAAUACGGCUGUGACUGAAGUGAUCCGCAGCGCUGCUAUUGCACACCAGGGUCUCAAUUACGACGACGACGAAGAUGCAAAGUCGACACAGAGUCAAGAUGACAAGCAGCCGACGGGCUCCGAGGAUAGAGGCGAUGUCUUCGACGAAGACAAUGACAAAGGUAGCGACGAAGACACCCCUCGGACGGAGUCAUUCCCCCACAGCGCCAAGAGAGUCGACAACGCAGCGUCCGAGGAAAGCGCUUAUCGGCCCGUGAGAGAACUAUCCGAGGAGCUCGAGGCCGCCCUCGUCACCCAGGUCUCGUUACUUCAAAACUUUACCUCCCCACCGCCCCGGCCAGAAAAGGUACCGGAGCGAGAGCAACCCGUGGAGAUGCCGCCAACGACGAUUGCGGAACUGCCCUCCCAGCGCAGAUACUCCCAGCAAAUGCAGCUAGAGGAGCAGUUAGGCCACUACGAAUUCGACCAGCUCACCCGUAUGGACUCCUACUCGAAGCCCGCCUUUGUCAAGCAGCCGACGCUGCAGUGGGCCACGCAAGCCGAGAGCCUGCCCGCCAGCGAACCGCUCCUCUCGCCCGGCCAGGCCCCGAUCCGACGGAAGCCGGCGCCCAACACGACGACGUUCGGCGCAUCAUACACCCAGAACGCCUCACCCGCGCCGUCAAAUGUGUCAAACAGCCAAUUCUCACCACCGGCGCCCUCGGCCACGCUCCGUAGAGCGAGUAUGGACCAGCGCUCCUCGUACCAGAACUCCACCUCGUAUCCGGGAGCGCCUACGUACCAGGGAGGAGCGGGAUACGCCGCCAGCCAGACGCACCUCGCUUCUUCUUCACAACCCCCGCCGGCCGCAUCCGCGACCAACCUUGGCCGGAUGUCGGUGGACUACCACGCCCCGUACGACCCGUCGUCGUUUGACAGACCGACGUACAGCCCGGGGACAACGCCGCCGCAGAAGACGCAGCCGUUCCCGGAUCUGCCGUUCCAGCCGCCGGGUGCAUGGCAGAAUAGCCCUCCUCUUGCGGGUAGUCAACAGCAGCAGUCUUAUUUUGGCCCGAUGAGUGGAUCGCCGCCUCAGCAGCAGCAACAGCAGCAGGAGUGGGUUGGUCAGGAUGGAAGUAGGCCUGAUAUGAAAUCCCAUCGCUCCUCUUUCUUGGGGAUGAAGAACACAUUGGAUAAGGCGAAGCAGUUUAGCACGGGAAUCAUGAACCGGAGACCGUCAGGAUUUUGA